CUUCAAAACUUUGUGACCAGAAACCAGAAAGGAAAAUAGAUUCUAGCUAAAGCUAAGCACAUGGCCAAACAACAAGGCAAGUGCAUGAACCCCGAGGGAUAUAAAUAGGGAUUCAGUCGUAACAUUUUCCAUCCAAAAUAGCCAACCAGUCGUCAAACCUCUUACGCCUCUCCUUUGUCCCCUUAAACCCCCUCUCCGAUCUAGUCAGGUGUUUAGCAAAAAUGAGCAGGGAUCCUUUGGUUGUGGGCAGGGUUGUUGGAGAUGUUUUGGACCCCUUCACAAGGACUACUACCACCCUUAAGGUGACGUAUGGGUCCAAAGAUGUUAGCAAUGGGAAAGCGUUUAAGCCUUCGCAAGUGUGCAUCCAGCCUACGGUAGAAGUCGGAGGGAAUGAUCUGAGAACCUUUUACACACUUGUGAUGGUAGACCCAGAUGCUCCUAGUCCAAGUGACCCUACCUUAAGGGAAUACCUUCACUGGCUGGUGACUGAUAUCCCAGGAACCACAGAAGCGAAAUAUGGGCAAGAGGUGGUGUGCUACGAGAACCCACGGCCAUCUCUUGGCAUCCAUCGCAUCGUAUUUGUGCUGUUUCAGCAGCUGGGAAGGCAGAUUGUCUAUGCACCAGGCUGGCGUCAGAACUUCAACACCAGAGACUUUGCAGAGCUCUACAAUCUCGGUUCUCCAGUGGCUGCUGUGUAUUACAAUUGCCAGAGAGAGUCUGGAUCAGGCGGACGAAGGAUGUACCUGUAAUUAUCAGCAUAUGCUUCCUUCUGGAACUAAUAUGUGUUUAUACGAUUCAUAUAAAUAAAGAACUAGGGGCAAGGGGGUUAUGUAUGGGUAACUGCGCGCAGGCCCUUUAUACAGUCAUUAGGUACUAUAAGUAUGUUGGUUAGUCAAGAAUUGUCAUGAUAGUUUAGAUAUAUAAGUUAAUUUGGUAUUA
This is a messenger RNA of Asparagus officinalis (garden asparagus), 939 nucleotides long. RefSeq names its product protein HEADING DATE 3A-like. The transcript has 4 exons. Bases 222 to 749 code for a protein of 175 amino acids. The record is from RefSeq and is a predicted model, not a curated record. NCBI's taxonomy places the organism in Eukaryota, Viridiplantae, Streptophyta, Magnoliopsida, Asparagales, Asparagaceae.